CCUUGCGCCACUUCAUAAAUUCGAUUCAUUUCUUUUGGAGUGCCGUCCCUCCCUCCGUCAGUCUGACGUGCAAGCUUCCCGGUUAGGGUGAGGGUAGAGUCCAUUGUCAGUUUUCUUGUACCCUAGCCUCACUUGGAAGAAGGUCGCGUGACUAAAUUCUGCUGCUCACGCAUUUUUUCGGACAAGGGCUAUCAUGGCCCUCCGUGUCGUGAAAAGUGGGUCCAUCGCACCGCUUACCGAGUCUACUAAUGUAGCGGGAGCCGCGGUAGACUCAAAUUCCGCUAUGGUUAUGCAAAUUGCAAAAUCGACCUUCACGCCUGGAAGCGUAGCAAUCAGCAGGCGGGAUCCUUACAGUCUACUGCUACAAAAACGAAAUCGUCGAUUUUUAAGACAAGGCGAAUCCCAACGUCGAGUUACUGCCAUGGGACCUCAGAAUGGCGGGAGGCCUGGUGAUAACGAUUCGAACGGUCAUGGCUGGUCCAGCGGCGUGUCUCGAGUGCUGAGCAGCGCCGACCGGUGGUGGGAGAAACGGAAGAAGGCGCACAAGGAGCACGCGGAUGGCAGCCACGGGUACCAGGGCCACCACUCCCAACACCCGAACCACCACCACCACCACCACAGGGCUUCGAGCGAUGAGGAAUCCGACGGUGAGCAUUCGUCCCGGCAUUCGCAUCACAAGAACCGGCACGGACACUCACACCAUGAAUCACACCGCCAUGACCAUAGCCACAGCCAUGGGCAUAACCAUGGACGUAGCCAUAGCCAUGGGCAUCACAGUCACGACGAGGAGCAUCAGCCCGGGAAGCACCAUUGGCAUCAUGACGAGAAAUCCGGCCACCAUCAGCAGCAUCAGCAGCAGCACCAUCACAAGCACAGCAGCCACCACAGCCACAGCCAUGACGCGGACCAUCAGCAUCACAAGCCUCACAAGCACCAUCACCACCACCAUCAGGAGCAUCACCACCAUGAGGAUCACAAGCAUCAUAAGCGGCAUCAGCACGGGGAAGACAGCCUGGACCACCAUCUCUCCCAUCACCAUCACCAUCGCCAUCGCCAGCACCACAACCACCCGCACGGCCACCACCACAAGCCCCACAGGGACCAGCGGCGGCCUGCCGACGCCCACCUCCCGCGGUCGAUCCCCAGAAUCCCUCCCGGCCCGUUAGCAGACUUCGCCUUCUGGGUUCGGCGAACCUUUUUGUCGAAAGACGCCUACGAGCCGGAGCAACCCCCCCCGUACAGCAUCAAUCUGACGAAGGACCAGGCGGUCAUGCUGCUCAACGUGCUCGCCUUCGGUUACGCCGCCACCGCCGUCACUGUCAAGCUCAUGCAGGAGUUGCACGGGGGGGGAGGCGCGGGGGGGGAGGUGGGGGGAGUAGCGGCUGGCGCGGCCGCCGUGACUGCGGUGGGCGCGGCGGUGGGGGAGGCGAUUUCUGCCCCUAUGGGGGAGGUAGUGAGUGACGUGAUCCGGGGUGGGUUUUUUGGUGGGUUAUUUGGGGAGGGUGUGUUCGGUGCAGGUGCAGCUGCGUAUCCCCUUUUUGGGAGUCUCGAUACAAGUGUGGAGUUUGCUAUUCGAUUCCUGUUCGCGUCGAUUGGGCUGGGAGGGUUUGCGCUAGUGAGGCAAGUUGCGAGGCGGCAGCACGAGCUGACACUCAAGAGGCGGGAGGAGACUUGGGGCGAGAAGGUGCUCGGAAGCAUCCGGGACUCGUGGGAUGCGGCGUGGGACACGUGGGGUAACACCGGACUGACCAACCCCAUGAUGGCUCUUCUGGGGGAGGGCGCAUCUGACGGUGGCGACACCAGCAGCAGUAGGGGCAGCAACGGCCAGGGGAAAACGGACCCACAGCCGGAGGAAGGAAAAUUGAAACGGAAGAAGCAGGAGGCGAAGGAGGGGCUGGCUGGGCUGUGGGAGUCGAUGGUCGGGGGCAGCAAGAGGGAGCGGCGGGAGCGGUGGGCGAUGGUGGUGGGGGGCGUGGAGCUGGGCGCGUGGAUGUUCGUGACGUACGCGGGGCAGGCCAUCGGACUGGAGACCACCUCCGCUGACGAUGCCGCCCUCAUCCUCACCAUCUCGGUGGUGCUGGUGCCGUUCCUGGAGGCCCUCUCAGGCACGCCCAUCAACCGCAGCGUGUGGAUCGCCACGCUCCUGGCGUGCACUGGCAUGGUGUUGCUGGAGGGGGGGGAGACCAUUACUGCUGUCGCAGUAGCAGCCACGCCUGGUGACGUCAUCGCCACCACAGCAUCAGCAUCCGCUGACGUCAUUGCAGACACGGCAGCAGCAGUGCUGGCGUCGGUGCCGGUGCAGUGGAGCCUGCCUGUGGGCCACGUGUGGUGCCUCGUAGGCGCUGUGGGCUCUGCAAUUCAUGUGGUGCGAUCUGAGGUCCUGUGCGCGCGCUUCGAUCCGCUCAUCCUCGUUAUCCUUCAGCUGGCCACCACGGCAGCCAUUGGGGUGGUGUGGGUGCUUCUCUCCCUCGCCGCCAUUGCCUUCACUGCAGGGGGGGGCGCGGUGGGGGGGAUGGACAGCAGUGGCGCAGUGGUGGCGUGGAACCAGCUGGUUGCGGUUGCUGCAGCCGCCCCCAUCGGCAUGGCGCUGCUGGCAGGGCCGUUUGGCACAGGCAUGUGCGAGUGGCUUGAGAUGGAGGCGCUUCGGUUUGUUCGAGCAUCGACGGCCACGCUCAUUCUCACCAUGAGCCCCCUCUGGGGCAGCCUCCUGGCAUUCUUUUUGCUAGGAGAAACACUUAGCACCUCCACUGCCACUGGCGCCAUUCUCAUUUUGCUUGCCAGCCUGGAGGUACAGCUCUUAGCGCCACAUGCUGAUGGGGAGGAUGAGGAGGGAGCGGAGGGAUAUGAGCAAUUUGUGAAAGAAGGGAAGGGUGGGUGGUUGGGAUUUGGCAAAAGGUGGUGAUGGAGGGGUGGAGAUGGGAGAGUUGGUCAUGGGAGGUGUUGUCAACUUAUACAUAUUAUCUAUGUAGAAGUUAUAGGCUAGACUGAGGUAUGCUUCUAGUGAGUACAACCAACUAGUAUUUGUUCUAGGUUUCCACCUCUAGU
Molecule: messenger RNA, 3045 nt
Organism: Closterium sp. NIES-67
Lineage: Eukaryota; Viridiplantae; Streptophyta; Zygnematophyceae; Desmidiales; Closteriaceae
Source: the annotation of a GenBank genome assembly